AUGACAGAACAAUUGCCUGUUAAAUUUCAAGAACAUCUACAAUUACAAAAUGUCGGUAUCAAUGUUACAAAUAUUGGUUUCAGUUCCCUUACGAUGGAAUCGGAUAAAUUUAUAUGCGUUCGUGAGAAAGUUAAUGAUACAGCCUUUGUUAUUAUUAUUGAUAUGGCUGAUCCAACUAAUCCAAUUAAGCUACCUAUUACAGCGGAUUCAGCCAUCAUGAAUCCAACAAGUAAAGUCAUUGCAUUAAAAGCUGGUAAAACAUUACAAAUUUUCAAUAUUAAAUUAAGUAGUCGAAUGAAAACAUAUACUAUGGAAGAAGAUAGUAUAUUUUGGAAAUGGGUUAGUGUUAAUACCAUUGGUAUUGUUACAGAAACAUCAGUUUAUCAUUGGACUAUGGAAGGUGAUAGUCAACCCGAUAAAAUGUUUGAUCGGCAUCAAAGUUUACUUGGUUGUCAAAUAAUUAACUAUCGUACUGAUGAAUCUUGGCAUUGGCUUCUUGUCAAUGGUAUCAAAGCUCAAGAAGGUCGUGUUGUUGGUCGUAUGCAACUUUAUUCAGUUGAACAUAAAGUUUCCCAACCAAUUGAAGGGCAUGCAGCUGCAUUUACACAAUUUAAACUUGAAGGAAAUACAAAAACAUCAACACUUUUUUCAUUUGCUGUUCGGGGUCCACAAGGAGGGAAACUUCAUAUUAUUGAAGUUGGAACACCACCACCAGAGAAUCAAGCAUUUCAAAAGAAAGUCGUCGAUGUUCAAUUUCCAGCUGAAUCACCAAAUGAUUUUCCUGUUGCUAUGCAAACAUCAGCCAAACAUGGUGUCAUUUUUUUAGUUACAAAAUAUGGUUAUGUACACAUGUUUGAUAUUGAAAGUGGAACGCUGAUUUGCAUGAAUCGUAUUAGUGCUGAGACAAUGUUUGUCACAGCACCCUAUGAACCAACAUCAGGCAUUAUUGCUGUUAAUCGUAAAGGACAAGUUGGUGAUCGAUGUUUCGAACAAGGAAUGCAUGAGGCUGCUAAAAUUCUUUAUAAUAAUAUAUCAUAUUAUGCAAAAUUAGCUGUUACCUUAUGUCAUUUGGGUAAUUAUCAAGGUGCAAUUGAGUGCACGUAA
Messenger RNA from Rotaria socialis, 1104 nucleotides. NCBI's taxonomy places the organism in Eukaryota, Metazoa, Rotifera, Eurotatoria, Philodinida, Philodinidae. The record is from the annotation of a GenBank genome assembly.